Molecule: messenger RNA, 4100 nt
Organism: Physeter macrocephalus (sperm whale)
Lineage: Eukaryota; Metazoa; Chordata; Mammalia; Artiodactyla; Physeteridae
Gene: POC5
Product: POC5 centriolar protein
Exons: 12
Coding region: 421-1902 (493 amino acids)
Cellular component (GO): centrosome
Source: RefSeq, a predicted model, not a curated record
ACAGAAUGUCAUCAGAUGAGGAGAAAUGCUCACCUCCAGUUUUGCACAAUGACUCCGAGCGAGGCAGUUCUGUCUCUUCAGAUCUUCAGACCUUCCUGUUGUGGAGUCUUUGGGAGCAGCAUCUUAGAACUAAAUGUCAGAAAAGCAGAGAAACUGCCGUGUCUUUUCCCACCUGCGAGGAACUGCCAAUUGAAAGAGGGCUCUUCUGUGUUGUAGAUGUUGAUCAGCUUCAGGAAACUGCUCUAGGAAGAGUAUGAAGAACUGCUUCGUUAUGCUAUAGUGACUCCAAAUAUUGAAUCAAGUGCUUCACAGCCGUCUCAUUCUAAGGGAGAAGUGGUGCCAGAUAUUAGAAUUCCUACUAUAAUUGAUGAUAUUCUUCAAAAUCCAGCAGGAAAUAGCCCUGCAGUAAGGGAAACGAGGAUGGAAGUUGGAAAAAGAUGUGAUUUAAAUAUUUCAAGUCAUUCAAAGACAGACGGGUCAUCACCAGUGUCGUCCCCAAGGAAGUCACCUCACCUGGUUAUGGACUUUUUCAGUUCGAAUCUUUUAGUUGACUCUUCCUCACCAAGGUCUAAUUCUAGUCCUGUAGAUGCCCAUGAAGUAGUUGGGACCGAUUUUCUUAUUUCUGAUGAAAACCUUCAAAAGAUUGAAAAUGUUCUUGAUCAUUGGAGUUCAGGUCUUAAGACAAACAUCAUAUCUGAACUAAGUAAAUGGAGACUUAAUUUUAUUGACUGGCACCGAAUGGAAAUGAAAAAAGAGAGAGAAAAGCAUGCAGCAGAUAUAAAACAACUGUGCAGCCAGAUCAACAGCUUGAAGGAGCUGCAAAAAACCUAUGAAGUCUCCAUUGGGAGAAAAGAUGAGGUGAUUUCUAGCUUGUCUCAUGCCAUAGGCAAGCAAAAGGAAAGGAUAGAGUUGAUGAGAACAUUCUUCCGCUGGCGAAUCAGCCAUGUCAAAUCCAGACAGGACGUUUAUGAAAGUAAACUAGCUGACCAGUACUUCCAGAGAACUUUACUGAAGAAAGUCUGGAGAGGCUGGCGGGCCAUAGUACAGAAGCAGUGGAAAGAAGUGGUGGAACGAGCUUGCCAAGCAAGAGCUGAGGAAGUCUGUGUCCAGAUUUCCAAUGACUAUGAAGCCAAAGUUGCUGUGUUAUCUGGAGCUUUGGAAAAUGCAAAAGCUGAGAUCCAAAGGAUGCAGCAUGAAAAAGAGCACUUUGAAGAUUCCAUGAAGAAAGCUUUCAUGAGGGGUGUAUGUGCAUUAAAUCUUGAAGCCAUGACUAUAUUUCAAAACAGAGGUGAUACAGGGACAGACUUCACAAAUAAUAAAAGGGAAGAGUAUGGUCCUGGUGUUCAAGGAAAAGAACAUUCUUCUCAUUUGGAUCCUUCAGCUCCUCCAAUGCCCUCAGCAAUUGCAGUGUCGCCAUCCCCGCCAGCGGCAGCCCUGGGAGCCACCUGCACGGCUGCCUUUCCCUCUGCUGCUUCCAUCACUCCCGCCGGGGCUGCUUCCACUUCCUCUGUUCACCUUCCUGUUUCUGCUCCUCAUGGCGCUGCAUCAACAGCUACAGCUUCCGCUACACAGGAAGAAAUGUAUGGGCCCAGGGUUGUGACAUCAGCACAACAGAAAGCUGGAAGAACAAUCACAGCCCGGAUCACAGGGAGAUGUGAUUUUGCUUCAAAAAAUAGAAUCAGUAGCAGUUUAGCUAUAAUGGGAGUUUCUCCUCCCAUGAGCUCCGUCGUUGUGGAAAAACAUCAUCCGGUCACAGUGCAAACCAUUCCGCAAGCUACUGCAGCAAAAUAUCCCCGGACCAUUCACCCUGAAAGUAGUACCUCAGCUUCCAGAUCUCUCGGAACCAGAUCAACUCACACCCAGUCUCUGACAAGCAUUCAGUCCAUAAAAGUGGUUGACUAAAAUCAAUAUGUUCCUAUUGAGGUCGUUGAAUUCUUCUGGUUUUACUAAGAAUUAGAAAUAUUUAGUUUUUAAAAUUUCAUAUUCUUAGAACAUCAUGGAUACAUCAUGUUCAUUUCCUCAAAAUUACAAGAGACUUUUUCAACCUGUACCAUCCUUUGUCUAACUAUAUGUAGGAUUAUUUUAAUGUGAUUUUUUAUUUAAGCAAUUAAGUAAAACUUUUUUAAAUUAAAAAAGAAACUAGCCUUAAUUUUUUUAAUAGGUUCAACCUGUGACCGAUUAUAGCAUCAAAGUAUAUAAAUCCUGUUUUUGCAGUGUUAUUUCCAAAAGGUUAAAUCAUUUGCAAUGUUACCAAGUAAACUUUGAGAGAGGACUUUACUAAAAAAAUUAUUUAAACUAAUAGAAACUAAGGUAUUUUUAUUUGAAAAUUUAAAAAAUAAAAGCCCAGAGUAAUAUCAAUCACAAAGUUUUUUUGUGACUUUAAUAUAUUAAUCCUCAUUUUUCUAGGGCUCUAACAAUUAAAACAUAGGGGGGGAAUAGCAAUACCUAUGAAUAAUUUUUAAUGUUAAAAGGGAAGAAAUAUUUUACUAGCACAAUAACAGAGUUACAGAAACAUCAAAAAGAAAUUUCCUCUUGGGACUUCCCUGGCGGUCCAGUGGUUAAGACUUCUUCCAAUGCAGGGGGUGUGGGUUCGAUCCCUGGUCGGGGAACUAAGAUCCCACACGCCUCGUGGCCAAAAAACCAAAACAGAAAACAGAAGCAAUAUUGUAACAAAUUCAAUAAAGACCUUAAAAAUGGUCCACAUCAAAAAAAAAAAAAUCUUAAAAAAAAAAAAAAGAAAUUUCCUGUUAGAAUGAUCCUAUUUCAAAUGUUCUUUCUUACCUUUUUGAAACUCUAUAGCAUUGAACCUUUUUUUGGUCUGAACAUCCAAACAUUGUCCUGUGAUGGUACAGCCCGGGACAAUUCAGCAAACCUUCCAGGCCUGGCAGAGACUUUUCAAUGCCUGGCCGAUAGGAAGAAACCAUCUGGGCAAACAGAUUUAGGAGAACAAGACCAGGCUUCUAAUGCUUUUAUUGCUGGCUGACUGGGUUAUCUAGGGCCAGACACGUAAAUUAAUCUCAGGGUCCUCAUCUGUGAAAUAAUGAGAUCUACCUCCCUACCUAUUUCCCAAAGUACUUAUGGCUCACAUAAAAAUGAGUGGAUUCUGAGGAACUUGUGAACAGCCUCAGUUUCCGUAUCUUUAACAGAAGUGGAUGGUUUCAGCCUCUUUCAGUCUGAACAUGACCUAGCCCUGUGCUCUAACUUUACUAUUGGAAAUAGUUUUUCUUAUUGCCUCAUGUUGUAAUAGGACAUGAGAGAAUAAAUGUGAGACUGGCAAAUAUCCCAUUUUCUAAAGGACACACCAAGGCUUUUUUGAACUACAAAAGUAUCUGGCUGUGUCUUAAAGAGUAUUAGAUCCUUCUUAUGCAGCGCUUCUUUUGGGUUGUGGCCAGCUACCACUGGUGGCAAACAGCUCCUCUUGGGUUUCAAUAAGCACAAAUCAACAGCACCUCAUCUCCUGCUGCCCGUACCAUGGGCAUGCUCCUUCCCAGAGCUUCCCUGUCCACUCAGUCGAGAUACCGGCAGGCUCCACUCAUAUGCAGCCUGGAAUUAACAUCCCGUUGGGGUAAACAGAUCAAUUCUUACUUUCUCCCCAUAUGAAUUGUCCUGAGAUGCACUAGUCCAUUCUUGAGGUCAAAUAAUCAGUUGUUCCUGAUACCAAGUGUUGGCCAAUUUGGUAAAUCACGCUGGUCGUGGCACUCCCUCCUUCGCCAUCUCACUUCUUUUUCCUUCACUCCUGCUUCCUUGGAUCUACACUCCUGAAAAAAGCAGUUGCUCAUAAACUUUGGUCUUGGGCUCUGCUUUUUAAGGAACUUACAUGACAACAGGGAAUGGUUUUCAGUAAGCAGCUUCCCUGGUGACGCAGUGGUUAAGAGUCCACCUGCCAAUGCAGGGGACACAGGUUCGAGCCCUGGUGUGGGAGGAUCCCACAUGCCACAGAGCAACUAAGCCUGUGCGCCACAACUGCUGAGCCUGGGCUCUAGAAGCCACCACAAUGAGAAGCCCGCACACCACAACAAAGAGAACAGCCCCCGCUCGCCGCAACUAGACAGAGCCCGUGCGCAGCAACGAAGACCCAAUGCAACCAAAAAUAAAUAAAU